Molecule: messenger RNA, 1357 nt
Organism: Polistes dominula (European paper wasp)
Lineage: Eukaryota; Metazoa; Arthropoda; Insecta; Hymenoptera; Vespidae
Source: RefSeq, a predicted model, not a curated record
UUUCUUCUACGUACGCGUUUAUUUUCGUUUAUUUAUUUGUUCGAUGAAUACUUGCAUAAAUUCGUUCAGUUGUACAGUGUAGGAGUCACAGAUUGCACCAGAUAUUGAUUUUCACAGGUUAUUGUUUGUCAUCAGUAGAAUCAAUCCGCAAAAAUUGAAUUCGUCUUGAAACUGAAUAUCGAGUCUACUCGUUUUUUAUGCUUCAACACUGUUAUGUAUUUAUUUAAUUGAAUAUUCUUUUUUCCAGAUUAAAGAAGAGAUUUUUAACAACAAACAAACCAAUAUCUUAGGAUUGGAUGUUUGCAAUUUGUUAAGCAAAGUAAUCCACUUUCGAUGGUUACCGGAUGGAAGUGAGCAAAAUCGACGAACGCGAUACAGGGAAUAAUAUUAGAAUUAGAAACGGGCCUGCGCACGAGUUCUAUGAAACUGAAAAUUAUAGAGGUUUUAAUCGUGAAAGGCAUCGAAGAGGUAAUAGUGUUCGGACGUGAGUGAGCGAGCGAGCGAGGGUGGUACCGAGAAGGUCAAGAAAGGGGUAAAAAUCGGUGAGGAGGAAUCACGGCUGGAUGCACUCCCUCUCCCUGCUGCGUUCACGCACUUUUACCGUCGGACCUUUUUUUUCAAUGAGGGGAACUACCAACGUCCUCGCCGACCACGACGACCUGUUGAUUCCAGUCGUGUCAGGAGAAUCACCAAGGAUGAUCAGAUUUCCUUUAACCGUUGCGAUCCUCGUAAUGACGAGUACGCUCGCUGAAUUCGCUAGCAUUCGCAAUAACGAGUGGAGUUCGUUAAAUUUGCAAUUUCUCGAAAGACGAGCUCGAGCUACAGAUCCAGCUGACGCCAUAAUCAUUGAAUUACUGCGAAAGAUAUCGAGCGGUCAGUCCGAUCCAAGAGACGACGAAGAACUAGUCGAACGUAUAAAAGAAGUGAUAAUAACAACAGCCACGAGAAUUAAAACAUCUUCCGGAUCGAUCGAAGGUGCAGCACGAAGAGCUCAAUAUUUAGUUUCCGAAUUGACCUCGGCUUACACCGGUGCAAUUUACAGAUCUAAAAGCAUUGACGAGGCACGACGAAACUUUGCCAGAUUUCAAUAUACCGUGCAACGUAUCGUUGAUUUUACCAAAAGUGGACGUUUCGUCGUCGCUUGAAAUCGUAUAAUCUACAAACAAAAAAAACAAAAAACAAACAAAAAAGCAACGAAUAAAAAAUGAUUAUUUUGUAAGCUUCCGUAUGUUGGAAAGUUUGGACCUACCCUGUAGAUAAAAUACGCUUGUAAAAUCGUAAAACAACGUUAGAAUAAAGAAGGAAAGAAAAAAAAACAGUGUAGGUAUUCUUUGUACGUAUUAUAACGCGAAAUGUG